GAACACCGGGGACAGUCCCGGCUGUUUGACUCGGCACCAAUUGUGCGAUGUGCACUCUGGCCCCGUGGUGUGGGUCACAAGACCAGCCAACCACCAUCAGUCACUCCUGUAAGCAAAGGUCUCCAGGUGGACUUCUGGGUGGUUUUCUUAAGAAUUAAUGCACGCUGUUCGUGUGCUGUCUUGGACUUCAGCCUCCUGCAAUUUCACGGCCCUCACCAGCUUGGAGACAAUAUGUGGCUGUGGACAGCUCUGCUCCUGUGGGUUCCAGUUGGUGGGCAAGAGGACCCCACGAAGGCCAUGAUCACCCUGCAGCCUCCGUGGGUCGAUGUGUUCCAAGAGGAAGCCGUGACCUUACAGUGUGAAGGGCCACGUCAGCCUGGGGACAGCUCUGCACAGUGGUUUCUCAACGGCACAGCCAUUCGGACCCUGACCCCCAGGUACUACAUCAUUGGUGCCCAGGCCAAUGAUAGUGGUGAAUACAGGUGCCAGACGGAGCUCUCAGCACCAAGUGAACCCGUGCAGCUGCAGGCGCACAGAGAUUGGCUGCUGCUCCAGGUCUCUGGCAGAGUCUUCACCGAAGGGGAACCUCUGACCAUGAGGUGUCACGCGUGGAAGAACAAGAUAGUGCACAAAGUGAUUUUCUAUCAAAACGGCAAAGCCUUUAAGUAUUCUUUUCAGGAUUCUGAACUCACCAUUCCAAACACUAAUGUGAGUCAUGAUGGCAUUUAUCACUGCUCGGCCAUGGGAAGGUAUCGCUACACAUCAGCAGGAGUGUCUGUCACUGUGCAAGAGCUCUUUCAGGUUCCGGUGCUGAGGGCAUCCUCCCCUCUGCCCCUCCAGGAGGGGAGCGCGGUGACGCUGAGCUGUGAGACAAAGCUGCUCCCGGACAGCCCUGCCUUGCGCCUUUACUUCUCCUUCUACGUGGGCAACAAGACCGUGCAGGCCAGGAACGUGUCCUCCCAAUACCAGAUACCACGUGCCGGAGGGGAGGACUCGGGCUCGUACUGGUGUGAGGCGGCCACGGAGGACGGAGGGGUGCGGAAGCGCAGCGUCGUGCUGGAGCUGGGGGUGCUCGGCUCCCAGCCACCGCUUCAUGUCUGGUUUCACGUCCUUCCGUUUCUGGUAGUUGGGAUAUUAUUUCUGUUUGGCACCAUUCUCUGUUUGAAACUACGUAAAGAAUGGAAAAGAAAGCAAGGGAGGACUUUAGAGAUCCCCCUGUCUUCUGGCCCUGUGAAGAAUAUAACCUCCUACCUUCAAAACUACAGACAUUUGGAGGAAGAGCUGAGGGGCCAGGAGCAAGAAGAGCUGGAAGAAAGGGCACCCCCGAAGCUCCAGGAGACGGAGCUUCCGUAGCCCUGGAGCCAGACUCCAGGCUCAAGCCCUGCCCCUCUGGGCUAGCGCUGCGCACAAGGCUGAAAACUGAAUGACAUUCGAACUGCAGCUCCCAUGGCAUAGAACUCUUAAACAAAGCAAUAAGUAACCCGACUUUAACUGACAUGAAUUUGGAGGGCCUGUGCUGUGGCAUAGUAGGUUAAGCCUCUGCCUGUGGUGCUAGCAUCCCCAUUUGAGUUCUGGCUGCUCCUCUUCCCAUCCAGCUGUCUGCUGUGGCCUGGGAAAGCAGUAGAGGAUGGCCCAAGGCCUUGGGCCCCUGCACCCAUAUGGGAGACACCUGAAAGAAGCUUCAGGAUCCUGGCUUCCAGCGGAUGGAAAACCUCUCUCUCUGCCUCUGCCUCUCUGUAACUCUGGUUUUCAGAUACAAAAAUCUUUUAAAAAAAUUGGAAGUCAAGUCUAGCCUGAUUAUUAGUUUGGAAAAUAGUAUGCUUUUGAAGACAGGAUAAAAAUGUGAAGUCCACAUGUGCAUACAUACAAGAGAAUCAGACACAGAAAGAAUGAGAGAGGAGUCACAGAUAGGGGUGGAGGCAGAGAGAAAGGUUCCAUCUGCUGUUUCGCUCCUCAAAUGGCUGCAACAAUGGCGUGGGGUUGAUCCAAAGCUUCUUCUGGGUCUCCCAUGCUGGUGCAGGGUCCCAAGCACUUGGGCCAGGUCUCGAAACACUGCCCAUAUGAGAUGCCAGCACCGCAGGCAGGGGCUUAACCUACUACACCACAGCGCCAGCCCCAAAAAUCAAAUAUAAUAAGGAAAAACUGUAUGAGGAGGCUUUCCUUCUUACCUUUUCCCUGAAAUUCCCAAAUCUCUCCCCAGACAGGCAGCACAAAGGCAGAUCAGCUCAAUCCAGUCCACAGCCCAGCUCACAGGAAGGGGCAGUCUCUCUCUCUGUUUCUAGGCUGUGGCUCCCUAGGCUCCCAUCGGAGGGUCCUGAAUUUCCACUGCUAGUUCCCCUCUUUCUCCACCACGCUAGUGAAAGCUUCACUGGUCACCCUUGCAGCAUCUCACCUACACAGAGCUGACUUUGCAGGUGCCCGGAGGGCAAAACUUCACCCAGUGUCCAGCUCACUUAUCUCCAGGAUCUUAAUUUUCAGGCCUGAAUACCUGGGCAGUCCUACAUGUCUCCCUCACUCUCGCCCUCGCCAUUUCCACUAAGCUAAUCAAAGUGCUACUGUUUUUUAGUAGUUGUCUCCUCCCCAACUUCCUAGUCACUCAUCCUUUGCCAAGAACUAGCAAAUGCCCCAAGGGUAAAGUCAAAGUCCUUUCAGUCUGCUGAACUUCUCACUUUGGAUCUGGCCAUACUGGUUUGAAUUGCCUACGUAGCUUUCCAAACACUCCGCACAGAAUUUCUUUGAACCAGAAUUCAUUGACUUGUCAGAGCGUGCACCAGCUUGCUACACAUAUUCUCACAUAGCAGAAAGAGGAAAUACUCUGGAAAUUCCAGGUAAAUUAAUUUUCCUACUUUGAUUUCUUAAAGGUCUAAGGAAUUCAGAUUCCUAGAGGUGGAAAAUGGAACGGUGCUUGUGGUGAAGAGAAGAGAAGGUGGCAUUGUUGUGUGAUAGGUAUGGGAGUUCACUCUGUGUGGUGGAGGGAGUGACGGUCCCACGGCAGCAGGAGCGUACUGAAUGCCAGGGAGCUGUGCCUUUACUGUCUUCACAGCAAGCCAGACAGUGCAUUUUAUGGGGUGUGGAUUUUAGCACAGUGUUUGAAACAUUUAAAAACUAUUAGGCCUACCGAACCCUCAUAAUUCAAUGAAACAAAGAAGAGGAGGAGAAAGAACAAACCACAGGAUUGUGCCUGCCCCAGGCCAUGUCCCUCAACUACCAGUGGUCAUGACCUUGGCUCUUCUUAAUGGUGGAAGCAACAGUGACAGUGUCUUCAUCACUUAUACUUGGACUUAGAUCAAGGAGAAUUCCUGGAGUGACAAGUCAGGGUGAUAGCCCAUAAAACAGCCAGCAAUCAUGUUUUGCAAACAACAUGAAUUCGCAAAGCACAUUCCUAUCUGGCCGUAUCCAUGUAACCAUUGCCAGUGAUUACUUAACGCCCUCUUUACAUUGAUUUAUUUAGGAAAAAAUUACUUUAAAAUUUAACUUGUAUCACUAUCAAAACAGGAAUGGCUGACUAAAUUGUUAUAAACAGGAUCUAGGUAUAUAAUAACCUAAAAUGUUCAAAAGUACCAGUGAGGGCCGGCGCCGCGGCUCACUAGGCUAAUCCUCCACCUUGCGGCGCCGGCACACCGGGUUCUAGUCCUGGUCGGGGUGCCGGAUUCUGUCCCGGUUGCCCCUCUUCCAGGCCAGCUCUCUGCUGUGGCCCAGGAGUGCAGUGGAGGAUGGCCCAAGUACUUGGGCCCUGCACCCCAUGGGAGACCAGGAUAAGUACCCAGCUCCUGCCAUCGGAUCAGCACAGUGCACCGGCCAUGGAGGCCAUUGGAGGGUGAACCAAUGGCAAAGGAAGACCUUUCUCUCUGUCUCUCUCUCUCACUGUCCACUCUGCCUGUCAAAAAAAAAAAAAAGUACCAGUGAAAAAAUACAGAAUUGUCAGAAAGUAGAACUGAUUCAAGGUAAAUAUCGCCAUUGUUAAAGAGGAAGAAAAUAAAACAGAAGCAAUUCAAAGUUUGAGUGACAUGACAGAGUCAGGAUAUGGAAAAAGCAAGGCCCUGCCCAUGUUUGUGGGAUGCCAGACUGGGAGAUCAGUGUCUCUGAGAUUUAAAGAUGUUGAAUUACAGUGAUUGACAACCUUGCAGUGGGCUCUCAAGGUGGAAGAAAUGGACAGUGCAUUUACCACCGAGUCCCUGCUCAGGUUUCCUUGGGGGUCUUCACUAGGGCACCCUAGGGGGUUCCACAACCUUUUAUAGCAACCUAGAGCAACUCUGGGAUUGGAGAGAUCAAUGCAAGAAACCCCGGUCUGUGGUUGGUUUACUGCUGUCCCGUGGCAGCCAUGGUGUGGAACGGUUCUUUACCAGCUAAAGGAGGAUGCUGAGACCUUCCUCUCAACUGCAGCUCACAGACCACCUAGAUGGAGGUCAGGACAGACCCAGGAGCUGCGCCUGUUAGAAAUGAACUAAAUGAACUAAGAUGAACCUAAUGCUGAGCAGGAAAUCAGACAUUAGAAAUCUUAUCUGCGAACGACUGAGCUAGAUGAAUGAAUAAGAGCAGUCUUUCCUAGUAUGGGUGCCACUUGACGCUUUCUGACAACCGAGCAUCGGAAACGUGGCUAGUGUGACUGAGGUACUGAAUUUUUAGCUUUUUUUUUAAUUUGUCUUGCUUGUUGAUUUUUUCCCUCCUUUUAUUGAGUUGAUUUUUCUAAAAUAAAUUUUUUAAUUUUAAGAUUUGACAAUUUUUAACAUUUUGCCACACUCACUUCUUAUGUAGAUAUUAAUGCAUAUACAUAUGUAUAAUUUUUUCCUAAAAGAGAUAUAUUAAGAGCCCAAAAUAUGAGAUUCAUGACAAUGGUUAUAAUAUGGGGAAAGAAGUGAAGCAAUAUUUAUAACUAUAUACCAAAUAAUUUGACACCUACACAAUUUUUAUACUGCCUAUAUAUUAACAUCCACAAUAAGUAGAAACGUGCAAUAUUUGUCUCUUUGGGUCUGGCUUACUUCACUUAGCCUAAUGAUCUCCAAUUCCAUCCAUACUGUCAAUGUCAGAAUUUCAUUCUUUUUUGUGGUUACAUAAUAUUCCGCCAUGUAUGCAUACCACCUUUUCUUUGUCCAGUCAUCAGUUGAUGAACAUAUAGCCUGAUUCCAUAUCAAUCCUACAGUGAAUUGGGUUGCAAUAAACAUGGGACUGCAGAUAUCUCUUUCACAUGCUGGUUUCACUUCCUUUGGAUAGAUUCCAGUUAGUGGGAAUGGGUCACAUGGUAGAUCCAUUUUUAGUUUUCUAAGGACUCUCCAUACUGUUUUCCUUAAUGGUUGCAUGUAAUUUGUAUGUAAUUUUUUAUAACAGUUGUAUAUAGUCUGCAUUCUCACAAACAGUGCAUUAGGACACACUUUUCUCUACAACCUCGCCAGCAUUUGUAAUUUUUUUGAUUUUUGGAUCAUAGCCAUUCUGACUGGAGUGAAGUUAUACCUCAUUGUACUUUCUUUGCAUUUUGCUGAUGGCUAAUGAUCCUGAGCAUUUUUAAUAUGCCUGUUGGCAAUUUACAUUUGAUCUUUUGAGAAAUGUUUGUUUGUAUCAUUUACCCAUUUCUUUUUUUUUAAGAUUUAUUUAUUUAUUUUGAAAGUUGGAGCCACAGAGAGAAGGGGAGAAACAGAAAGAGAUCUUCUAUACACUGGUUCAAUGGCUGCAAUAGCUAAUACUGGGCCAGGCCAAAGUCAGGAACCAGGAGCUCCAUCCAGGUCUCCCAUGUGGGUGGCAGGGGCCCAUAUGCUUGGGUCAUCUGCUGCUGCUUUUCCCAGACCAUCAGGAGUGAGCUGGAUUGGAAGUGGAGCAGACAGGAACCAACACCCAUGUGGGAUGCUGGCAUCACUGGCAGCGGCUUUACCCACUACCCCACAGCCAGCCUCUCCGUUGCCCAUUUCUUAACUGGAUUGUUUGUUUGUUGUUGUUUCUUGAACUUGUUAUACAUUCUGGAUAUUGAUCCUUUUUCAGAUGCGUAGUUUGCAAACAUUUACUCUCAUUCUGUCGGUUGUCUCUUCACUUGGUUGCUUCCUGUGCUGUGAGGCAGCUACUUGGUGUGGUGUAAUCUCGUUUGUCUGGUUUUGCUUUUAUUGCCUGUGCUUUUGAGGUCUUCUUGGAAAAAAAAAAAAAAAAGACUUUGCCUAGGCCAAUGUCUUGCAGCAUUUCCUCUGUGUUUUCUCUAGUAGUUUGUUACUUAUACUUAAUUUCAACUAAUUUAGACUUAAAUAGUCAUAUAUGCCUAAUAGAUAUGGUAUAGCACGGCACAGGUUAGAAAAAAAUCACCUUUAUAUUAUAAAAUCAUGUUUUAGUUCUGUAUAGCAACAAAAAGAUUUACUAAGAUGCCACAUUUAAUAGCCAAACUCAGUGGCUUUCCCCACCUGCCUGGCUGCAGCUGAGUGCCGGUUCAUGCUCAGGGGCCGCCUCCCUUGCAGCCUUUCCUUCCUAAUCACAUCUUCAUGCCUUCACCAGUGGACACCCCAGCCAGUCCCACUCUGCGGCGGUGGACUCCCACCUGCUUGGGCUGGUCACAGAGCCCUGUGCAGGUGGUGCUUUCUCCUCUCCUUCCAAGACUGACUGGCCCCGCUGUGACACAGUGUUAGCUCAAGCAUGAUGGGCUGCGCAUGCCGGGAGCACCCAUGUUUCUGAAGCAGAUUGGGACAGAGGUGGAAAUCCAGGCUGUGACUGGUGGGAGGCCACAUAAUGCUAUGCAGUAUUUAGGUGGCUUAGGUGACAUAAGAGUAAGGCAAUCGUGUGGGCAAUGGUGGGUCACUGACAGAAUUUGUGUCCCAUCCCCAGGACACCAAAUUUGAUGUCCAGCAAGGCCAUUUAACUGAAUAUUGCACAACUAGUUUCUUGGUUG
Molecule: messenger RNA, 6859 nt
Organism: Oryctolagus cuniculus (rabbit)
Lineage: Eukaryota; Metazoa; Chordata; Mammalia; Lagomorpha; Leporidae
Product: high affinity immunoglobulin gamma Fc receptor I
Biological process (GO): positive regulation of phagocytosis; antibody-dependent cellular cytotoxicity; positive regulation of tumor necrosis factor production
Cellular component (GO): external side of plasma membrane
Molecular function (GO): IgG binding; IgG receptor activity
Source: RefSeq, a predicted model, not a curated record